GAUAUUGUAUCAAUCUAGCGAUUACAGCAAAAGAAAUGUUUGUAUCUUCUAACAAGUAUAAAGUCCAAGAUAGCAACACGCUGUAAGUUAGUCCUGCCUCUAGCGGGACAUUUUAUUGUUAGUCCAAAUAUUCAGAUCUACCAAACGCAUCAACGUUCUUUGUAAGAGAUCAAACACGUCAGUCCAUUUCUGUCCUCGCAACGUGUAACAACAAUCUCGUUCAAUCUCCGUGUCGAUAGUGACGACGACUGAAUGCGUAAAAAAGAGUGAGUAAAAUCAUUCAUUGGAGUUUCAUUUACAUAAUUAACAAGUCCAAGUAAAAGAUGCGGCUCGUCCUAUCAUUUUUUCUGGCUUUUAUAGCCUGUCAAUGUUCCACCGAUGGAUAUAGAAUUUUGGGUGUGUUUCCAAUUAAUGGAAGAAGUCAUUGGAUCAUGAUGGAGGCACUAAUGAAAGGACUCGCCGAACGCGGUCACCAAGUUGACGUAGUCACGCAUUUUAAAACACGGUCUACCAAUCCCAAUUAUAGAGAGAUUAUUCUAGAGAACAUUUUGGGAUCAGCUGUGAACAACCUAACAGCGAAAGAAAUCUUAUAUUUCGGCAGUAUGAAUAUAGAACGUUUAACAUACAUGGCAGGUCUAAAAUUAUGCGAGCUGAUAGAGCAACCGAAAUUACAAGAAAUUAUAAAAAACCCACCAAAAAAUCCACCUUACGAUCUCGUUAUUACAGAGCUGUUUGCCAGUCAUUGUUAUCUGGCGUUUGCUCGUCAUUUGAAAGUACCGAUGAUUGGAAUGAUGAGUUCACCGUUUCACGAUUGGGCUGCUCAUCAAAUAGGUGUACCGGACGAAACGUCUUACGUACCAAAUAUUUUCUCGGGUUACUCGCAAAAGAUGACAUUCUGGCAGAGAUUAAUAAACACGAUAACAAUUCGUUAUUUGCAAAUGCAAAUGGAUUAUUACACCAAUUUGCAAACAGAAAUAGUGAAAAAGUCUUUCGGUAUAGACGCGACUAUAAACGACCUCUUCAAAGAUCUCUCAUUGGUACUCGUCAAUUCUCAUCAUAGUAUGCACGGUAUCAGACCAUUUCCGCAAUCGGUAGUCGAAGUCGGUGGAUUGCAUCUUACCAACGACAUUGAUCCACUCGCACCGGAAGUGCAAAAGUGGCUAGACGAAAGCAAACACGGAUGCAUUUAUUUCACGUUCGGUUCUAUGGUCAGAAUCGAAACGUUUUCGAAAGAAUUGAUGGAAGCAUUUUACAAAGCAUUUGAAAAAAUAGCGCCCGUGCGCGUAUUAAUGAAGGUGGCAAAGAAGGAAGAAUUAUUACCAGGCUUACCGAAAAAUGUGAUGACGCAAAGCUGGUUUUCUCAGAUACCGAUAUUGAAGCACAAAAACACGCGUGUGUUCAUAACCCACGGUGGUCUUAUGGGAACAACGGAAUCGAUAUUCUGUGGGGUUCCAAUGAUAGGUAUACCACUUUUCGGCGAUCAAAAAGUAAAUAUACAAAAUUAUAUAAAAAGGAAGGUAGCUAUUUCCCUUGGUUCGAUUCAUGAGGUCACCGAAGAAAAAUUGACAAAUGCUUUGGAAACUAUCUUGAAAGAUCCAUCUUACACGACAAACGUGAAGAAACUUUCCAAGUUAUUCGUCGAUCGGCCACAAACAGCGAUGGAUACGGCUACGUAUUGGGUAGAAUAUGUUAUAAAACACGGUAAUAUCUUGCAAUCGCCAGCCAUUCAUUUACCUUGGUGGCAAAAAAGUUUGCUUGAUAUCUAUGGAGCAUUACUACUUGCUAUCAUUAUAACGCUCUAUUUAAUCAUACUUGUUCUACGUGGACUGAAAUAUAUUUAUCGGCGUAAUUUCGGAGAUUCCGAUAAUAAGAAGGAAACGUCGAAAUCGAAGAAAUACAAUUGAUGAAAUAUCACGAGUGA
Molecule: messenger RNA, 1921 nt
Organism: Vespula pensylvanica (western yellowjacket)
Lineage: Eukaryota; Metazoa; Arthropoda; Insecta; Hymenoptera; Vespidae
Product: UDP-glucosyltransferase 2-like
Exons: 6
Coding region: 324-1904 (526 amino acids)
Molecular function (GO): UDP-glycosyltransferase activity
Source: RefSeq, a predicted model, not a curated record